UAUUUGGAAGUGUGUGCGUAAGUGAUAAUGCACGCAGCUGAUGAAUAUAAAAGGCGAUCGGAGAUCGAAGAGCUGCUUCAGUCAUGGAUUCGCUACGAAACGAUUUAGAUCCUCUGGUCCAGCUGAUAGUGAAGAGCGAGAACAUAGUCGAUCCGCAAGUGCAUAUCAAUGUUGGAUCGCAGAAGGGCGAUGGUUAUGUCGCUAUCGGCAAGGCUUUGGACAUCGUAGGGACAAACAAAACGGUAAAUCUGUUCUUGAAGCUGGCACCGGAAGGGGAGAAGGUACGAGAGUCCGGAGUUGUUCGAUCCGCUUUCGAGCAGGAGAUCACUUUCUACGAGGAGAUUAUGCCAAGCAUGAAGCGCUUCGAAACUGAAAAUGGUAUACAGGACACUUUCACGAGCGUCCCCAAAUGCUAUUGGUCCAAUUUGGAAGAGGGUAAAGAGACGAUCGCCAUGGAGAAUUUGAAGAAGGUCGGAUACGAAUUGUGGGAUAGGCAGAAGGUGAUGAAUCCCGAACAUAUCGAAUUCGUGUUCAAGGAGUACGCGAAAUUCCAUGGGAUUUCAUACGCGAUGAAGCGCAAAGAUCCAAAACUCUUCAACAGUCUGACGGCCAAACUGAACGAUUUACUUUACGAAUUCAUGGAUACUAUUAAGAUGAUCGAUUUCAUCGAAAAGAUGGCCAUGAAACUGAUCGACAUUUUCGAUCCUAUUGAAGAGAAGGAAAUCCGCGAAUGGUACGUCGACUUCGUGGAAAACACUCGUCAACAAUAUUGCGACGUUUUGAAAGUCGAUGAUCAGCACGUCAUCACUCAUGGGGAUUGCUGGUGCAACAACAUGCUCUUCAAAUAUAAGGAAAACGAUAAAACAGUGCCAGAACAAAUGCGACUGCUGGACUUCCAAGUAGUUCGUAAAGGAUCUUUAGUGCAAGACUUAUCUUACUUCUUCUAUACCGGAGCAUCAAAUGAAUGCAUUGAAAAUUACGAAUAUUAUUUGAAACUGUACCACAAACAUAUAAACCAGUACGUGCAACAGUACGAUGGUAUAACAGACGAAAUAUUAACAUAUGAAGAUUUGAUGAACCAAUGGAAGACCUUUAGCAAAUACGGCAUGAUUAUGACUAUCCUAGUUAUCAAGCUUAUGCUCAGCGAAAGUGAAGAGAGGAAAGAUAUGUCAGAUAUGAGCGAAAACUCCGAAACAUUGUUUGAAUUUUUCGAUUUUGAGGGAAAGAACGAUAGGGAAUACAGACGGAGAGCAAAGAUAGUCAUAGAGCAUUUUUACAAAAACAAAUUUGUCAGUUUGGAUUUCAAUAAGAUUACUCCGGAGGCGAUGCGUCUCUUGGACUUUCAAAUAGUGCGUAAAGGAUCUUAUGCGCAGGAUCUUUCCUAUUGCUUUUACACUGCAUCGUCCAAAGAGAUGAUAGAUAACUACGAAUAUUACUUGAAACUUUACGUGAAACAUUUUAACGAGUACGUUCAGCAGUACGGAAUUGACGACCCGUUGAGUUACGAGGAUUUCUUGGCCCAAUGGAAGAAGUACAGUAAACACGGCUUAUUUAUGUCUAUCAUCGGUAUUAAAAUCAUGAUCUGCGAGAGCGAGGAGAGGAAGGAUUUCACCGACAUGGACGAUUCUGCUGAUAUGUUCGAUUGCUUUGAUUUCGAAGGAAAGAACGACGCGGAGUACAGAAGAAGGAAUGGAGCUGGUAUCAGUUUAGUGAUGGCUUUGCAACAAGAAGUUUUGGAUCUUCUCGUGAGAGAAGUGGCAGAUGUUGAGGAGAUCUAUGAUCCUCAGGUGCAAAUCUAUAAAGGAUCAUCAAAAGGAGAUGGUUAUGUCACCGUCACCAAAUCAUUGGAAAUCGCCGGAAAGAACAAAACGGUCCAUCUAUUCAUUAAAAUAGCGCCGAGCGGAGUGAUGAUGCGUAAGAGCGGUAUGAUCCAAGCGGUCUUCGCACAAGAAAUCCUCUUCUACGAGAAACUAAUGCCAACACUGAUAGAGUACCAAAUCGACAACAACAUUCAAAAUAGUUUCAUGAGCGUACCAAAACCCUUUUGGUGCUGCAGCGAAGAAGGUAAAGAGGUGAUUGCUUUGGAGAACUUGAAAAUUGCUGGUUACGAACUGUGGGAUAGGCAUAAGGCCAUGAACCGCGAGCACAUCGAAUUCUUGUUCAAAGAAUACGCGAAAUUCCACGGAAUAUCUUAUGCAAUGAAAUACAAAGAUCACGAUGGAUUUGAAAACCUCACUUCCGAUAUCAAGGAUUUGUAUGCGGUAUUUGUGGACAUAAUCAAAUUUGAUGAAUUCGUCGAGAAAUCGUGCAAGGAUUUAAUCAAUAUUUUCGAUGAAGUCAACGAUAGAGACAAGCACGAUUGGUACGCGAAUUUCGUUAGAAACGUCCGGAAACAUUAUGAAGAUGUGUUAAAAAUCGACGAAAAAUGUGUGAUAACUCACGGCGAUUGUUGGUCCAAUAAUAUGCUUUUUAAGUAUAAGGAUAACGACUAUACAGUACCGGAAAGCAUGCGGUUAUUGGAUUUCCAGCUGGUUCGUAAGGUAUCCCCGGUUCAGGAUCUUUGUUACAUCUUUUAUUCUGGAGCGACGAACGAAAUCCUAGAGAAUUACGAGUAUUACUUAAGAUUGUAUCAUAGAUACUUGAUGGAGUAUUUGCGGCAGUAUAAAAUAACCGAAGAAGUAAUUAGUUAUGAGGAUUUGCUAGAUCAAUGGAAGAAGUACAGUAAAUUUGGUUUGAUCAUGUCCAUAAUUGUCAUCAAAGUUAAGCUCACCGAUAGCGAUGAAAGGAACGACAUGAACGAUGGCACGGAUAGCGUCUUGGAUUGUUUUAACUUUGUUGGUAAGAAGGAUCAUGAAUAUAAGCGUAGGAUUAAAAUGAUAUUGGAACAUUUUUACAAAAAUAAUCUGAUUUCACCGCUAAGCAAUUGA
Nicrophorus vespilloides is the source of this 2927-nucleotide messenger RNA. RefSeq lists its product as uncharacterized. Lineage: Eukaryota; Metazoa; Arthropoda; Insecta; Coleoptera; Silphidae. The record is from RefSeq and is a predicted model, not a curated record. The coding region runs from base 84 to 2927 and encodes 947 amino acids. The transcript is spliced from 5 exons.